This is a messenger RNA of Setaria italica (foxtail millet), 2540 nucleotides long. Its product is annotated as transmembrane 9 superfamily member 11. Gene Ontology annotation, biological process: protein localization to membrane. The record is from RefSeq and is a predicted model, not a curated record. The transcript has a single exon. Gene Ontology annotation, cellular component: membrane. The coding region runs from base 198 to 2183 and encodes 661 amino acids. NCBI's taxonomy places the organism in Eukaryota, Viridiplantae, Streptophyta, Magnoliopsida, Poales, Poaceae.
CUUCUUCCCCCCGUGGUCAUUUCGUCCCCACCCCGGCCCCCAGAUCUGCUCCGCCGCCACCGACACCUCCUCCUCCCCUUCCUCCGGCGAGCUCCUCGCCGGAGCAGGGCCACCACCGCCACUCCCAACCCCCGCCGCCGCCCAGAUCCGCCUAGAACCCAAACUCGAAGCCCCCGAUCCAGAUCCAAGGCCAGGCGAUGGCACGCCUCGGCGCGCUCCUCCUCGUCGCCGUCGCGGCGGCGGCGGCGCUGCUCUGCGCGCUGCCGGGCGCCCGGGGAUUCUACCUCCCGGGGAGCUACCCGCACAAGUACAACCCCGGUGAGCCGCUCAGCGUCAAGGUGAACUCCCUCACCUCCAUCGACACCGAGAUGCCCUUCAGCUACUACAGCCUCCCCUUCUGCGUCCCGCCGGAGGGCGUCAAGGACAGCGCCGAGAACCUCGGCGAGCUCCUCAUGGGCGACCGCAUCGAGAACUCGCCCUACCGCUUCAAGAUGUACACCAACGAGUCCGACGUCUUCCUCUGCCGCUCCGCCCCGCUCGCCCCCGACGCCUUCGCCCUGCUCAAGAAGCGCAUCGACGAGAUGUACCAGGUCAACCUCAUCCUCGACAACCUCCCCGCCAUCCGCUACACCAAGAAGGACGACUACUUCCUGCGCUGGACCGGGUACCCCGUCGGGAUCCGCGUCGGCGUCGACUACUACGUCUUCAACCACCUCCAGUUCACCGUCCUCGUUCACAAGUACGAGGACGCCAAUGUCGCGCGCGUCAUGGGCGCCGCCGACGCCACAGACGCCAUCCCCGCCGGGGGCAAGGACGGGGGCUCCUCCUCUGGCUGGAUGGUGGUCGGCUUCGAGGUCGUGCCGUGCAGCAUCAAGCACAACCCGGAGGACGUCAAGUCGACCAAGAUGUACGACCGCUACCCCAGCAAGAUCAAGUGCGACCCGACCACCGUGUCCAUGAGCAUCAAGGAGAACGAGCCCAUUGUCUACACUUAUGAGGUGUCCUUCGUCGAGAGCGACAUCAAGUGGCCGUCGAGGUGGGAUGCCUACCUCAAGAUGGAGGGGGCCAAGGUGCACUGGUUCUCCAUUCUCAACUCCCUGAUGGUGAUUGCCUUCCUUGCUGGUAUUGUGUUUGUCAUACUGUUGAGGACUGUGAGGCGUGAUCUGACCAAGUAUGAGGAGCUCGAUAGCGAGGCGCAGGCACAGAUGAAUGAGGAGCUGUCUGGGUGGAAGCUUGUGGUCAGUGAUGUAUUCCGUGCACCAAGCAACCCAAUGCUGCUCUGUGUCAUGGUUGGGGAUGGCGUUCAGAUCCUUGGGAUGGCGGUCGUGACCAUUCUGUUUGCUGCACUUGGUUUCAUGUCCCCUGCCUCGCGUGGUACCCUGAUCACAGGCAUGCUUUUCUUCUAUCUGGUCCUCGGAAUCCUGGCUGGAUAUGCUGGUGUUCGUGUAUGGAAGACGAUCAAGUGCGGGGAUCACUCUGGGUGGGUGGGUGUUUCGUGGCGGGUGGCCUGCUUCUUCCCCGGCAUUGCCUUCCUGAUCUUGACCACACUCAACUUCCUGCUGUGGGGAAGCCAAAGCACCGGUGCCAUCCCCUUCUCAUUGUUCGUUGUGCUGCUUCUGCUCUGGUUCUGCAUCUCUGUGCCGCUCACGCUUGUUGGUGGAUUCCUUGGUGCGAAGGCACCACACAUCGAGUACCCUGUCCGCACGAACCAGAUCCCCCGUGAGAUCCCUCCUCAGAGGUACCCAUCCUGGUUGUUGGUUCUUGGUGCUGGCACACUGCCCUUCGGCACCCUAUUCAUUGAGCUCUUCUUCAUCAUGUCGAGCAUAUGGAUGGGGCGUGUGUACUAUGUUUUCGGAUUCCUCUUCAUCGUCUUGCUGCUCCUGGUUAUUGUCUGCGCCGAGGUUUCACUGGUUCUUACUUACAUGCACCUGUGCGUUGAGGAUUGGAAGUGGUGGUGGAAAUCUUUCUUCUCAUCUGGAUCGGUGGCAAUAUACAUUUUCUUGUACUCGAUCAACUAUCUCGUUUUUGACCUCAAAAGCCUGAGUGGACCAGUGUCUGCGACCCUCUACAUUGGGUACUCACUCUUCAUGGUGAUUGCUAUUAUGCUGGCAACUGGAACGGUUGGGUUUAUUUCUUCAUUCUGCUUUGUCCACUAUCUUUUCUCAUCGGUGAAAGCAGACUGAGUUUAUUCCUACUGAGGAGUCAAUCACUCAAUUGAGAGGUGAGCAUAAUGGACAUUGAAAAGUUUGUAGUCACAAAAAUCUUAGUUCAUGUCAUCUUUUGGUAUACAGAGCCUGAAUAACUAUUGUAAUGAUUACUAGGGUUCAUCAAUGGAUUUUAUGAAGAGGUGCUAGCAGCAUGCACGAUGUAAUAGAAUGAAUUGCUUUAUUCACAUGUUGUGUUAUUUUAGUUGCUUAGUAUCAUAUAUUCUUCAAGUUACUUUUAGUGAUAUUGCCCCUGGACUGGCAGAUCCAUUUAUCUCCUUAUGCUAAUAGAUCCUUGCUAGUUGCUGCAAAUUACGAUGAUAUGAUAUUGCCUUU